ACAAUAAGCCGAUAGAGUAAGCACAAAAGAAGUUUUCAACAUGUCGUCGUUGAAUGACAGAUCAGUUUGGGAUGAGGUGGAGGAUGGGAUUGGGGAGGAGGUCCUCAAAAUGUCCACUGAAGAAAUUGUUCAGAGGACGCGUCUUCUGGACAGUGAAAUCAAGAUCAUGAAGAGUGAAGUGCUAAGGGUGACCCAUGAGCUUCAAGCUAUGAAGGAUAAGAUUAAGGAGAACACAGAGAAGAUCAAAGUCAACAAGACCCUGCCUUACUUGGUCUCCAAUGUUAUUGAGCUUUUGGACGUAGAUCCCAAUGAUCAGGAGGAAGAUGGAGCCAACAUUGAUCUGGACUCACAGAGAAAGGGGAAAUGUGCAGUCAUCAAGACCUCUACAAGACAGACAUAUUUUUUGCCGGUCAUCGGUUUGGUGGAUGCUGAGAAGUUGAAGCCAGGGGACCUUGUGGGUGUAAACAAGGACUCCUACCUGAUCCUGGAGACCCUCCCCACUGAGUACGACUCUCGAGUCAAGGCCAUGGAGGUAGACGAACGCCCAACUGAGCAGUACAGCGACAUUGGAGGCCUCGAUAAACAGAUCCAAGAGUUGGUGGAGGCCAUUGUGUUGCCUAUGAACCACAAAGAGAAGUUUGAGAACCUGGGCAUCCAGCCGCCAAAGGGGGUGCUGAUGUACGGACCCCCAGGGACAGGAAAAACUCUGCUGGCCAGGGCCUGUGCUGCCCAGACAAAGGCUACCUUUUUGAAGUUGGCUGGCCCCCAGCUGGUCCAGAUGUUCAUUGGUGAUGGUGCCAAGUUGGUCCGCGAUGCUUUUGCUCUGGCCAAAGAAAAGGCCCCAUCCAUUAUUUUCAUUGAUGAACUGGAUGCCAUUGGAACCAAACGGUUUGACAGUGAGAAGGCUGGCGAUCGUGAGGUGCAGAGGACCAUGCUGGAGCUUCUCAACCAGCUGGACGGGUUCCAGCCCAACAUGCAAGUCAAGGUCAUCGCAGCUACAAACAGAGUGGACAUUCUGGACCCUGCUCUGCUUCGUUCUGGACGUCUUGACCGCAAGAUUGAGUUCCCAAUGCCCAACGAGGAGGCGCGUGCUCGUAUCAUGCAGAUCCACUCCCGCAAGAUGAACGUCAGUCCUGAUGUGAACUAUGAAGAGCUGGCCAGGUGCACAGAUGACUUCAAUGGUGCCCAGUGCAAAGCUGUGUGUGUUGAGGCUGGUAUGAUAGCGCUUCGCAGGGGAGCUACUGAGCUUAACCACGAGGACUACAUGGAGGGCAUUCUGGAGGUUCAAGCCAAAAAGAAGGCCAACUUGCAGUACUACGCCUGAGCCAAAGGGUGGCAUUCUCUAUCUGUAUCUGUGUGUGUGUUUGCAUUUGUACGAGUGUGUGUGUGUGUGAGCGAGAGAGUGAGAGAGAGAGUUAGAGUGAGUGAGAGAGUGAAGGGGGGGGACAAGGUGUGUCAAGCAACCAGGUGUCACUUGUAUGAGCGGAUAACUGGUCCUUGAAUUGAUAUUUUAUAACCUUGUGGGGUAGUUUCCUCUCUUGUGCAUGACACAAAAGUGAUUCAAAGUGCAUCAGUCUUUACUGUAUUCAGACUGGGCUGCCUUGAAAGUGACUGGUAUGCCAUCACACUAGUCCUUCCAUUAAUUACAAAAAAACAAAACAAAAUAAAACAUUUUUCAUUGUUA
This is a messenger RNA of Sardina pilchardus (European sardine), 1684 nucleotides long. RefSeq names its product proteasome 26S subunit, ATPase 3 (gene psmc3). The record is from RefSeq and is a predicted model, not a curated record. Gene Ontology annotation, biological process: proteasome-mediated ubiquitin-dependent protein catabolic process. The transcript has 12 exons. Gene Ontology annotation, cellular component: proteasome regulatory particle, base subcomplex. NCBI's taxonomy places the organism in Eukaryota, Metazoa, Chordata, Actinopteri, Clupeiformes, Clupeidae. The coding region runs from base 41 to 1324 and encodes 427 amino acids. Gene Ontology annotation, molecular function: proteasome-activating activity; ATP binding; ATP hydrolysis activity.